Molecule: messenger RNA, 1438 nt
Organism: Sodiomyces alkalinus F11
Lineage: Eukaryota; Fungi; Ascomycota; Sordariomycetes; Glomerellales; Plectosphaerellaceae
Product: thioesterase family protein
Exons: 3
Coding region: 86-973 (295 amino acids)
Source: RefSeq, a predicted model, not a curated record
CCUCCGUCGUCCAACAACUACCUACCGCGUGUUGCAGCUACAACCAGCUAGGUGGUUAAGCUGGUAGCCGUGGCCCUCCGAAACUAUGGUCACUGCCUCGUUGACCCCGUCGGCGCUCCUACGGCCAGAAGGAAGUAUCCGACUGGCUUCAAGUCUCUCCCGAGUGCGUCGCUGCCGGCAGCCGAGGCUCGCCCGAUAUCAUCGGUCAUUCACCACAGGCCCCACGCAUGCGCCGUCAGCGAACCCACAAUCUCGCCUGCGAAGAUCUCUGGGUUUAACGCUUGUUGGCCUUGGGUGUGCAGGGCUCGGCUUCUUUGUCGGUACUGCACCUGCGCUCUCUGGCAUCCUCAGUGCCCUUCAGCCUCGAUCCGAUGAGGAGACCGUUCGUGCAUACGCUCCAACAAACCAAGAAGCGGCCUCAGUAGAGGCCAAGAUCAACAACCAUCCUCUGGUGGCGGAACUGCGGAAGCGGUCGGAUCUAACGGAAUCCCGACCGCACAUGAAGUUUCCUGAAGCGUUUCGUCAGAGAAACCUCACUGCUGGAAUCCUUUUGGGACCUGGUCGCCUCACGGUUCCGCCUUUCUCGUGGACCGAAAACGGUGGCAAGUCUCUCGUGACUAUCCUACACCUAGGAACCGACUUGUGCGGUCAUCCUGGCAUUGUCCAUGGCGGCUUGCUGGCCACGCUGCUGGAUGAGGGGUUGGCGAGAUGCUGCUUCGAUGCGCUCCCCAAUAAAAUUGCAGUGACAGCCAAGCUGGAGGUGAAUUAUAGGAAGCCGACGCCAGCGGGCUCAUUUGUGGUGCUACGGGCUGAGACGAAACAAGUCGAAGGACGGAAGGCAUGGGUAGAGGGUCGGAUAGAAACUCUGGUUGAUGAGGGUGAACAACCCACUAUCCUGGCCGAGGCGUCCGGUCUCUUUGUGUCGCCCAAGUCAAGACUUGCUAUGUUGCUAUCACGAUUGUACAUGAGUUGAAGAAAGCGCUCAUAUGUUCAGAGUAGAUGCGUGCUAAACUAUUAAAUCACCUAACAUGUUACUACAUGGCCUGGGUAUCGCGUCGAACCGUUGGUUCUGCACCUUAUAUUUAUCAUGGGCCCUCGCCCACAGAUCGUAUUUAGUAUAUAGCCGGCUUCCCUCGGAUGAGACAGCUUUUUGCGACCGUUGCCGCGGAUGGGACUUACCAAUGUUUAGUGGCUGGCCAACCAAUUAGGUGAUGUGCCGCCCGCUCAUAUUCCACCAUUCCAACCAGGCCGAUUAUCGGUGGUACUGUAUGACUCAGUAUCACUCGAAAGUUCUCCAGUCGCUGGAUAAUAAUUACGCUCUGGGAUUCUAUUCUGUCGAUAACUUGGAGUAGAUCGUAUUUGGUUGUGGUCAUCCGCCCGUCUUAUUUCAAAGUUCCAAGGUUCUUAGCUGAGACAACUCAGAGGUCUAACGAUGGCU